GGUGAAGCUGAAGAGAAAGAGAGCAAAUAAACAAACUUAUAUAUUCGAUGAAAUUUUGAGCCUAACAGUCCACGGUGAACAGUUGAACGGAGACAAGCUUCCGACCGGUUGCUGGCGACGAUCUGCGUACUCGAUCAAACUCGGUGAACUAGUCAGACGCGGUUUGUGGGUCAGUUUAGUCGAUGCGCGACAAAGAGUGAAAGUGCAAAAAAAUAAGCAAACAUGAAGUCACUUGUUGCGUCCGGAGUUGCGUUGCUACUGCUUGCGUCGUCGAUCGGUCCAGGCUGCGCGCAAGAUUUCAAAGGCGCCAUCGACGAGUGUACGAAGGAGUUCGAGAUGGAUAUGGAUGUGGUCGUUUCGCUCAAGUACGGCGAUUUCAGCGAACGUGAUCCCCUGAUAGAGUGCUUCACCGAGUGCUUGAUGAAACGAUCCGGCUUCAUGUUCGAUGACUUCAGCUACAACAAAACGUUGAUCAUCGGUUUUGCCGGGCGCUAUCUGGAGCCCGAGGGUGCCCAGUACGUGUACGAUAACUGUGUGGACAAAUUCGGAACGACGGUGUGCGUGACCGGAUUCGAAAUGUACCAGUGCAUACACGAGACGGCGGUGGCCGAAUGGGUCGAAAGUAAUUUCUAGCGAGCAAGCAAGCGAUAAGCCGAGUAAGCAAUGCAAUGAGAAUCGAGUGCGCAAGAGUGCCGUUUCAUGCCGGCUGUGUUAUUUUUUUUGGAUACUGCCCAUCGAAUGUGAGCUUUUGGAUUUUGCGGAUCUUAAGUGUGUCAGUUUAGCGUAUAGGCUAGGUGCGGUUCGUGAAUUACGUAUCGUUUUCAAGAAAUAUGAGGAUUUUCAAAUAUAGACUGUUUCAGAAAUUAUAAAUACACUUUGUUUAGUAAAUUAAAUGAACUGUUACAAUGAUUUUAACCUACUUCUUUUAGAGUAUAGCAUAUUAUACUCCAUAUUUUUAUAUUUCCUUUCAAUUGUGUUGAUAUCUUAAAGAAUAGUCGAGUUCUCUAACAAAUAACUAAAUUUUUCAAAUUUGCAUUUGCACAAAGGUGUUUUUUAAUGAUUUCAACAUUAUUUAUCACUAAAUACCAAAAAUUAUCUAAAUUUUUAUCACAUUCGCUUUCUCAACAAGUUGUCUAAGGAAUGCCUUGAUCAAAAUUUGGGAAAAAUCGAUAAAGGCAUUUCCACAACAUUUUUUCGGAGAUCAAGUUUCUCAUUUUUUAAGGUUUUCUACGGAACAUAAGAACUACCACACAGUUUCUGAGCUUUCCUGAACGCAUUUGAUCUAAACAAACUUAUUUUUUCAGCUCAUUCGAUCCUUCAGAUGGCAAAGCUUGUCAUACCAUAAAAACGAAUGCAGUAAGCAGUAAUUAAGACAUUCGUUUGCUUAACGUUUGUUGCUACUGGUGUUGUUGAGAAAUUUGAAACACAAAUUUUUGUUUUGAGAAGGCCCGUAAUGGUGGUUCUUGAUCAAGUAUUCCAGUAAAACUUACUAUUACCAAUCGAGAAAUAUCUUUUAUUAUCGAUACAGCAGUUUUUGUUGUGUUUGGAAAUCAAAUAUUUUAUCUGUGAGAUUUUUUUCUUUACUAUUAUGCUACAUUUUUUGACCACUUUGUGCAACUUCAAAUUUUGAUCAUCUUGUUUACAGAGCCCUAUUUUUUAACUUUUACCAGAAACAUCAACAAAAUUGGUAUUAUUUGCUUCGUUAGCAUGUUCACUAUUAGAGCUAGAAGAAACUUUUUUGGAUAAUGUGCUCAAAAUGAAAUGGCAGGUUAUCGUUAGUGUAUUUAUAAUUUCUGAAACAGUCUAUAGGACGUAAUUAGGACUGCACUUUUAUUUUGUUAUACGUAUUAAUUUAUUUAUAAAGUUAAUUAUUUAUAAAUUUAUUUAUUUAUUUAUUUAUUGAUACCAUAAUAACACUAUAGAUUGAUUUGAACCAAUGACAAAAUUCUAUACUAAUGGGAAAAUUCAUAAUUUGAAUCCCUACAGAUGCAGGUGGCUGAUAUUUCUGGAUAAAAUCAGCAAACUUUCAAAUUGACCAUUCUUGCAUUCCUAUAUUGUGUUGUAGCCCCCAAGAUACCCCAGUUCCAAGAAAACGCAUGUAAUUUUCAUCGAAAAAAAACCUGGGGCCGUACUAAUCGACAGAAAACAGAACCCGUCAUCCUGAGUAUGGUCUUCUAAAAUACCAACUGGUUUACCGUUUUGGUUAAAUGGGCCCUCAGAUAUAUUAAUGCAAAAAAGGUCAAUUGGCCAAUUCGCUUAGCUUAUAACUGAAAAAGCUCAUGCAGAGUACGUGUGGUAAUUUUGUAAGGCUGGUAAAUAGGAAGGGGCUGUCCAUAAACCACGUGGUCAUUUUUUUGGGACUUCUCAACCCCCCCCCCCCCCGCGUGGUCAUUUGUCCAUACAAUUUUUUUCUUUCGUCCAUACAAAAUGGUCAUUGGCCGAACCCCCCCCCCCCCUCAUGACCACGUGGUUUAUGGACAGCCCCAUACUUUAUCAAUCAGCAUAUGAAGAAAUUUCAUGGUUGAAGAUGUGUUGUUUUUUAUGUCCAUGGCAUCAUCGGUCCUCGAUAAUAGGUCUUUUCCAAUGUUCACAAUAAUUUAGGAAAAAAUAAAUUACGGAUUCAUAGUCACUCUAUUUUUAAAACACGUCUUAUGAGGAACGCGGAAUGCUGUAGAGCAAAAAUAUCGAACAUACCCCCGCAAGUUGAUAGGUUAGUUCCGUUUUACUUUUUUUUUAUCUUGAAACAUUUUUUCAUCCCAAUGUUCACGUGAUGAAGAAGUUGAAACUAUAUUUGCGUGUUUCAUGGACGUCUGAAGAAAUAUGAAACGAAUACAUGUUUAUACGUAAAGCUUUAAUAAUCCAUAAGAAUAACGGUUUUUAUGAGAUGGCGAAAAAAACUCUUUUUAAAUAAAACAGAUCAAUAAACAUCAUCAUAAGUAUAUAAAAAAAGCUUUUAUUUUAAGGGCGUUUUAUUAUUAUUACUAUUAAAAAUCCAAUCCUCUUAACCUUCAUCCAGCCAACGUACAUUUUCCACCUUUAAAAAAGCACAAAAAUGGUCAUAACUUUUUUGUUUUUUUGAAGGAUUUUGAAGAAAUUUUCACAACUUCCCGAAAAACUCUUCUAGUUUAUGAUGCCUGAGACAAGGGUGCCUGGUCCACAUGGAUCCGGAGUUAUCCCGGAUUGUCUUGGGUACCAAAAUUGGCCACAUACUUUGCGCAACGUAUAUCUCAAGAUCCCGAUGAGGUAGAAGUAUAGUGUCUUCGGCGAAUUCGUUCAGCAGGUUAAGAACUGACUGGCAACGGCGACUUUGGUUCGCGAUUCGGCCGCUAGGCGGCGCCAGUGUCAAAAAUGAUCAAACCCUCAUAUCUCAGAAACCUGAUAAGAUAGAAUGAUGCUGUCACCGGCAAUGUUCUUCAGCAAGCUCAGAACUAUCUCAUAGUUGAGUCUUUGAUUCGUGAUUUAUCCGCUAGGUGGCGCCUUGUGUCUGAAAAAUACCCUAAUGAGAUACAAGCAUGCCGUUUCCAGCAAAGUUGUUCAGUAGGCUAAGAACUAUCUGGCAAUGGCAUCUUUGGUUUGAGAAGCGUUCGCUAGGUGGAACCAGAGUAAAAAAUGUUCAAAUUUCUAUAUCUCAGAAUCCUGAUAAGAUAAAAUGAUGCCGUCUUCAACAAAGUUCUUCAGCAAGCUCAAAACUAUCUGAUAGUUGAGUCUUUGAUUCGUGAUUUAUUCGCUUGGUGGCACCUUGUGCAUAAUAUUUAAAUACGUGUAUCUCGUUACUCUAACGAGCUAAAAGCAUGGUGUUUUCAGCAAAACUGUUUGGCAGAUUGAGAGCUAUCCGGCAAUGGUGACGCUAGGUGGCACCAGCAAUCAAAACAUUCAAACAAUUUUAUCUCAAAAAUCAGAAAACGUUCAGCAACUUGUUCCGAAAGUUAAGAGGAAGUAAAACGUAUCUGGUGUCCUUGGUUCUGAUCUUAUUCGAUAGAUUCCGUCUUGUAUUAAGAAAUACUUGUAUGAACACCCAAAUGAACAAGAGGUAUUCCAUUUUCAGCAAAGUUGUUCAGCAAACUAAGAGCCAUUUCGAAGGAUAGGAGACGGUCGAGUACGGUGGUACAAGAGGCAAUACUUUAACACCGUCAUUGACCCCCUGCAGACAAAUUUUGUCACCCUACAAUAUUACUUCUUUUGCUCCGUUUUUUCUUCCGGGAAUUUCUACAGGAAUUUCUCCGGGAAAUCCAUCGAGAAUUUAUCCAAGAAUUCCACUGAGAAUUCCUCAAGAACUUCCUCUAGGAAUUUCUUCAGGAAAUCUUCUUGGAAUUCCUCUGGGACAUCCUCGAGAAGUUCCUCCGGGAAUCUUCUAGAAAAUCCUCCAGGAAUUCCUCCGUUUAUUCCUCCAGAAUUUUUCCCAGGAUUUUCUCUAGGACUCCCAUCAGGAACUCCAUCAGGAAUUCAUUUGGCAAUUUCUGCAUGAAUUCUUCUGGGGUUUUUUGUCAGGAAUGCCUCCGAUUUUUUUCCAAGAUUUUCUCCGGAAAUUUCACUGAAAAUUUCCUCAGGAAUUCGUCCAUGAGUGCCUUCAUAAACUCCUCCGGGGUUUUCUACAGGAAUUCCACCGGGAUGUUCUAUAGGAAUUCCUCCAAGAAUUUCUCUAGGAAUUUCUCCGGGAAUUUU
This is a messenger RNA of Aedes albopictus (Asian tiger mosquito), 4662 nucleotides long. Its product is annotated as general odorant-binding protein 56d-like. The transcript is spliced from 4 exons. The record is from RefSeq and is a predicted model, not a curated record. The coding region runs from base 223 to 633 and encodes 136 amino acids. Gene Ontology annotation, biological process: sensory perception of smell. Lineage: Eukaryota; Metazoa; Arthropoda; Insecta; Diptera; Culicidae. Gene Ontology annotation, molecular function: odorant binding.